Perca flavescens (yellow perch) is the source of this 3350-nucleotide messenger RNA. Its product is annotated as homocysteine-responsive endoplasmic reticulum-resident ubiquitin-like domain member 2 protein. NCBI's taxonomy places the organism in Eukaryota, Metazoa, Chordata, Actinopteri, Perciformes, Percidae. The record is from RefSeq and is a predicted model, not a curated record. Gene Ontology annotation, molecular function: protein binding. The coding region runs from base 1200 to 2357 and encodes 385 amino acids. The transcript has 11 exons. Gene Ontology annotation, biological process: endoplasmic reticulum unfolded protein response.
ACUCAGAGUCAUGUCACCUACAGAAGUUUUCUGAUGACUCUGCAGUUGUUGGGUGUAUAAGGGGUGACAGGAGGUAGAGUACACAGCGCUAGUGGACAACUUUGUGGAGUGGUCUGGUAAGAAUCACCUGCUGCUGAAUGUGGAUAAGACCAGAGAGAUGGUGACUGACUUCAGGAGGAAGGGAAUGGCUCCGCAGCCCCUUGGUAUUCUGGGUGGAGAUGAGGACAUGGUUGAGGAUGUCAACAUUGACAGCAGGCUGAACUGGAAAAUCAACAGCACUGCUGUUUACAAGAAGGGGAUGAACAGACUCUAUUUCCUGAGGAAGCUGAGAUCCUUCAACGUGUGCAGCCGAAUGUUGGAGAUGUUCUACCAGUCUGUUGUGGCCAGCGCUCCGUUCUCCUCCACCAUCUGCUGGGGCAGCAGCAUCGGAGCCAGCGACACAAACAGAUUGAACUGAUCAGGAAGGCUGGCUCCGUUAUUGGCUGCAAACAGGACACAUUUGAAGCUGUGGUGGAGAGGUCACUGAACAAACUGUUAUCUAUCAUGGAUAACCCCAACCACUCAGUCCACCCCACACUGGUCCAACAGAGGAGCACCUUCUCUAAGAGGCUCCGACAGCUUCGAUGUUGCACGGACCGCUACAGGAAAUCAUUCCCACCACAGGCAAUUAAACUUUUUAACACUUCAUCACUGAGUGUGAGGGUCGUGUGAGGCAGCAACCAAUCACAGCGCACAAUGGGCGAACAUUUUCCAAUUCACCUCACCUGCCUGUUAUUGGACUGUGCUAGGAAACUACAGCACCUGAAGGAAAUCUGGGCCAAGAAGUAGUCUAAAAAUAGAAGAAGAAGAACUCACACGUCUACCAGUGGGUGGCGGUAAUAAACAUUAAAUGUCGACAACAUCCUGAAGUGCAACGAAGAAGACCAACACCCAGGUAGUCAGGGCUUGGAUAGAAGUAGGCUUUGUAUUUCGGUCACUGCGGGUAAACAAGGUUCCAGCAGUUCUAGUGAGCCGUCUGUACACAAUUACAGGAAACCCCUUGCAGCUGCACAUUAGCAUUAUCAGACUUUAUAAUAUUAAAGCUUCGCUCUGAUGUCAGGAGAAAACUUUUAGGAGGACUGUAGCCAGUACCUCUAACAGGGCAGUCCAGAUCUUUUUUUUUGUUGUUGUUCACCACUGGAGACAAAUGGUUUUUAGCCAUGGAUCAAGGUGUUGUGGACAGUCCUGCAGUUACCCUUGUCAUCAGGGCACCCAACCAGAUGUACGAUGACCAGACUAUCAACUGUUGCCAGAAUUGGACUGUGAAGAAACUUAAAGCACACCUGUCAGAUGUAUACCCAUGCAAACCAAGCUCCAAAGACCAGAGGCUGGUGUAUUCUGGGAAGCUGCUUUUGGAUCACUUUACCUUAAAAGAUGUGCUCAGAAAGCAGGAUGAGUACCAUAUGCUCCAUCUGGUGUGCGCCUCACGAACCCCUCCCAGCUCGCCGAAGCCCCCCUGCAGCCGCAGUAACAAGCCUCAGGAGAACUCAGUCGGUCCCACGCUCCUUCAAAACUCUACUAGUCCUUCCACUGGUCAACAUAGCCAGUCAUCUACAGGAGAGAGCAGUGAUGGACUCAGACAGCGAUCUGGACCCUUCCCUUACCACCAGAUGUAUCCACAAUUUAUGGUACACAGCUGGAAUCAGUACUCUCCACAGUCAACUCCUCUCACAAACAUGCCCGCCUAUUACAACCCCAUGACACUGAUGUGGUGGCAGCAGUUGUAUGCCCGGCAAUGUUACAUGCAUUAUCAGUUACUGGCUGCCUCCUCUCAACACCUCAGGCCAGACCAGCCCUCGACUCACUCUAACCAGCCCGACCCUCUGACCCAGCAACCUCAGGCGGAUCGGGGCCGUGGCAACCAGGAAGUCCAGAUGAACGCCCAGGGAGGGGAGAUCAUGAACGAGGAGGAGCUGAACCGGGAUUGGCUGGACUGGGUGUACACAUUUUCACGUGCUGCGAUCCUACUCAGUAUAGUCUACUUCUACUCCUCCUUCAGCCGGUUUGUCAUGGUGAUGAUGGCCAUGCUAGUGCUUUACCUGCAUCAGGCCGGCUGGUUUCCCUUCAACCUGGAGAAUGAACUCCCUGGAGACAGAGCCAAUCAGGACGAUAUGGAGGGAGAGCUACAAAACCACGACUUACAGGAAAUGGAAGGAGUGAUGGAUGACGGCUCGGACGAUGAUGGGGAAAGUGGAGAGGAAGGAGCAGAGGAUCCAAACAGCGCCCCCCACACAGGCUUCCUGUCCUCCACGUGGUCGUUCAUCAUAACCUUCUUCAUGUCACUCAUCCCAGAGGGACCGCCAAACGCUGCUAACUGAACCACGAGCCGCCACAGGAGCACAUUCUUAAGAAGACGAGUAUCCUACCUGCUUAGGGAAACUGUUUUCUGUUGGCAGUACAGUGUUGUAGUUUCCCAAUAGUGUACUUUACUACAUAUGUAAGACUCUGAGCCAAAACACAAAUGACUGAUUUAACCCAAAAAGUGGUCACUUCAUGGAGUUUUUGUUUUUUUGUCUGCACAAAGAAAAACAUUUUGAAUAGUCCAAUGACACAAAGAUUAGUUUAAAUGCUAUAUACAAGGAUUGGUAGGGAUGCCUCAUAAACAUAGUCAAAAUAAUAAGUGUCUGUCAAUGCAUUCUGUAAUUUUUAAAAUUGGGACAGAAGGCAUAUCUAUAAAGGAAAUUACUGACGGCACUUCUUGUUUUUAACAACCUGAAUCUCUUUUUCCUUUGUGAGAAGCUGCAAUAUUUGUUAGUUUUGUUAGAAUUGUUAUGCUUUUUUGUAAUGGUGGUUGUAUCCAAACAAGACAUUUUUUUUUAGUAAGGGCCACUUCAGUCCAAAAGCUAAACUUCGGAGAAUAAUCCUGAAUCAUGCAGCAUCUGUGAUAAUUUAGUGAUUUGGGCCUGAAAGCUCAUAAAAUGUGUCUGAACACAUUUGUGUACUGUGUUGAAGUGUAUCUCAGAGUGAUGUUGGCUACAGAAGUAUGAUUUGUACUAGUGAAACAAUGUACCACUAAUUAUCUGACAGCCUGAAAGAACUGAGAGAAUUGGAAGAAUUAAUCUUCCAGAAUGAAUGGAAUAUCAAACAGGACGGUUGUUGUUGUUGGGAUUUAAGUCAUGUGGCACUGAGUGGAGAAGAGACACUUUCAAAUGUUUUACUGUUGAAUAAAGCACUGCCACAAUUCAGAGUUCAUGUAGGAAUAGGACAAAGCUACACCUCUUGAGUGUGUGAAAAUGGCUACUGUUGUAUCUUUAACAUGUAUACCAUAAUAAUCGUGUUUAUUAAAAAGGUCCCAUGGCAUAAAAAUGUCA